Molecule: messenger RNA, 828 nt
Organism: Parnassius mnemosyne (clouded apollo)
Lineage: Eukaryota; Metazoa; Arthropoda; Insecta; Lepidoptera; Papilionidae
Source: the annotation of a GenBank genome assembly
AUGGACAAGCCAGGACCUAGUAAAAAACGUAAGGUUAAAGAUGAAAAUCGGCAAUUUCAAGAAAUUUGGACUGUGAAAUACUUUUUUGUAUGGUCGCAUAACAAAGUCGUUUAUUUAAUUUGCAAGAGUUCUGUUGCGAUUGCAAAGGAAUAUAAUAUAAAAAGGCACUAUGAAACGCAGUAUCCUACUUUUACCAAGUUUACAGGCGAAUUAAGAAAGCAAAAAAUGUUGUCUUUAAAACGGGAGCUUAUUGGUCCGCAAGCUAUGUUUACAAAACCCAUUCAAGAUUCAGAAACAGCUACAGAAGUUAGUUAUGAAAUUUCUCGAAUGAUAGCAAAGCGAAGUCGCUCCUUCAAUGAUGGGGAUUUUGCAAAAGAAUGCAUAGAAAUUGCCGCUAAGAAAAUGUGUCCAGAAGCAGCAAAAAAGUUUGAGAAAAUUCAACUGAAUCGUAUGACUAUCCAAAGACGCAUUAUGUCUUUGUCAGGUAAUAGUGCGGAACAAUUAAAUGAAAAAACUAAGAUCAUUGAAUUUUUUUCAUUAGCACUCGACGAAUCCACUGAUAUUAGUUCCACAGCUCAACUUCUGAUAUUCAUACGAGGUGUUACUCAAGAUUUUGAAGUCUUAGAAGAGUUAUUAGGAAUGUGUUCAUUGAAAGGUCAAACCAGAGGAGUUGAUAUACUCAAUGUACUUUUGGAUGAGUGUUCAAAAACUGAUUUGGACUUAUCAAAAUUAUCGGGAGUUGCGACUGACGGUGCUCCUUCGAUGAUUGGUGUCAAUUCUGGUUACUUUGCUGAAAAAGCAUCUGCAAGAAAAAAACAUAAACGCUGA